AUUGUUAAACGUGACAUUGACAGAACAACAAAAAUAAUCAACAUUCAAUUUUUCUAAUUCAAGUGUAAAACACUAUAUUUUAUUUAAAUAUUAUUAAAAAUAAUGGCCGACAAAAAGAAAGCCUUAUUUAUAUGUCUCGGCAAUAUUUGCCGUUCGCCGAUAGCAGAGGGUGUUUUCCAGAAGACUGUAAACGAUUUAGGCUUGGGAGAGCAAUGGGAGAUAGACAGUGCGGCUAUAGGCGGUUGGCACGUCGGCAAUCCGCCAGACUGGAGGGCAUUGGAUACUAUGAAGAAUCAUGGAGUACCUUAUAACAACUGCGCGAGACAGAUAAUAUCAGAAGAUUUUCAGCAAUAUGACUUUAUAUUUGGAAUGGAUGAGGCCAAUAUGAGGGACCUCAAGAAGAAGGCACCCAAAGAGAGUAAAGCCAAGCUGCUACUGUUUGGAGAUUUUGAUCCCCAAGGGGAUAGGAUUAUCCGAGAUCCAUAUUAUGACAGUGAUGCAAAAGGCUUUGAGAAGUGCUAUCAACAAUCUGUUAGGUGUUCUAAAGGAUUCCUUGAACAGUUGGAGAAAGGACAAGUCAAAUAGUCCCAUAUGCAUUAACAUCACAUGCAUUCCAAAUUGAGCUUCAGCUGUUAUUAGCUCAAAUGUUGUGAAAUACAUAUUAAUUUAUUAAAGACAA
This is a messenger RNA of Pararge aegeria (speckled wood butterfly), 679 nucleotides long. RefSeq names its product low molecular weight phosphotyrosine protein phosphatase-like. The record is from RefSeq and is a predicted model, not a curated record. The transcript is spliced from 4 exons. Gene Ontology annotation, cellular component: cytoplasm. Gene Ontology annotation, molecular function: non-membrane spanning protein tyrosine phosphatase activity; acid phosphatase activity. Gene Ontology annotation, biological process: protein dephosphorylation. NCBI's taxonomy places the organism in Eukaryota, Metazoa, Arthropoda, Insecta, Lepidoptera, Nymphalidae. Bases 103 to 585 code for a protein of 160 amino acids.